Molecule: messenger RNA, 1408 nt
Organism: Nicotiana tabacum (common tobacco)
Lineage: Eukaryota; Viridiplantae; Streptophyta; Magnoliopsida; Solanales; Solanaceae
Product: B-box zinc finger protein 19
Biological process (GO): photomorphogenesis; regulation of DNA-templated transcription
Cellular component (GO): nucleus
Molecular function (GO): zinc ion binding
Source: RefSeq, a predicted model, not a curated record
UAUUUCUGGUCUGAUAUUCAAAAACCCAGCCAAUCAGAAAAAUAAUCCUAGUCUCACUUACCAUCUUCCAUUAUCAUUAUCAAUUAGCUGUAGUAGAUUACUAUCUUUUCAAACGUACAGCAGUUUCCUUUUAAGAAAUAUUGUUUGUUAUAAUUAAAAUAUACUGUAGUUUGUGAGUUGCUUCCUGCAGUUGUCUCAGAUUACUAUUCAACUUAACGUAAAGAUCCAGACUUUGGAUGUUAUUUGUCGAAGUAGAACUUAAUUGAUAUCGAAAAUUGAAGCGUUCUUGAUUUGAAACUAAUAAGUAAUGUUGUUAGCUUUAUAUUUGUCUACUUAUUAUUGGGGGAGUCGUAGAAAUGAAUAAUGCGGACACUUUGUGACGUUUGUGAAAGUGCUGCUGCCAUUCUUUUCUGCGCUGCAGAUGAGGCUGCCCUUUGCCGUGCCUGUGACGAAAAGGUUCAUAUGUGUAAUAAGCUUGCUAGUAGGCAUGUGAGGGUUGGACUAGCUAAGCCCAAUGAUGUUCCUCGUUGCGACAUAUGUGAAAAUGCACCUGCAUUCUUUUACUGUGAGGUUGAUGGAAGUUCUCUUUGUCUGCAAUGCGACAUGAUCGUACACGUUGGAGGUAAACGAACACACAGUAGAUAUCUCCUGUUGAGGCAGAAAGUUGAGUUUCCAGGAGACAAACCUGGGCCUACGGAGGAGUUAGCCAGGAAGACAUUAGAUCCUGGUGAAAACAAGAGGGAAUAUAGUCACUCACCAAAGCCAAUGGUUGAAGACAAUCAACAAAAUCGCAGAUUCUCUCCUGUCCCAGUUUCAGAUGGGAGUGCAGAUGAUCAUGCCAAGAAGGACAAAAUGAUCGACUUAAAUGUGAAGCCAAAUCGUUAUCAUGGUUAGGCAUCUAAUCAGGAUUAAUACAUCUUGAGGGGCUGUUCCAGCCACGUCGCUUUUUAUGAGGAAAUGUAAGGGAGGCGUCACACUUAUAACUCAUAUGGCGUGCAUGUUCCACCUUUGCGCAUGUGAUAGAAGGUUCACCAAUGUUAUUGACGAAGCUCAUUAGCCCAGAUUAGUAGUCCAACAACAUUCAGGCAGCUAGUUUAUGAUAAACUGCAUGUUCUGAUUGCUUUAAGGUCCUGCUGAAAAACAUCGCUAGUAGUUCUUUGCUAGACUCGUAAUCAAUUUUUGCUUUAGGAUUUAGUUUAGCUGUUAAGACAGCAUCAUAGAAACUGCCUGCUGAAAGUUGUUGAUGUAAUUGAAGUUUAAGGUGAUUUUGGCAGAAGUUGCUGUUAUCUUAAAAUCUAAGGUCACUUUUGAGUGUAGAGAUUAUUUUCAUUGUUUCUUGCAGUAUUAAGGUUCAUUAAAAUUUUCUUCCCGUAAGGACCUAGCCUGCAGGAAAUGCUGCAGUUUCUAA